GGGCUGCGGGAGGCGGCCGGGCGCCCGCGCCUCGCCAGGGCCACCGAAACAAAGGCGGCCGCCUCCGGGGCUGGGUGCCGGCGGAGGACCAUGACAGCCCGGGCUCGCCCGCUGCCCAGUCCCGCCGCCGGGAGGGCGCCGCGGUGAGCCGAGCCGGGACGCGGCCGCCGCCGGGCGUGGAUCCGAAGGUGCGCUCGCGCCGAACCCAGGCCAUCGAGGAGGGGCGGGCCAGGCCGCGAAGAUGUCCUCGGCCGUGGGGCCCCGGGGUCCCCGCCCGCCCACCGUGCCUCCCCCGAUGCCCGAGCUGCCCGACCUGAGCCACCUGACCGAGGAGGAGAGGAACAUCAUCCUGGCGGUGAUGGACCGGCAGAAGGAGGAAGAGGAGAAGGAAGAAGCCAUGCUCAAGUGUGUGGUCAGGGACAUGGUGAAGCCUGCUGCCUGCAAAGCCCCAAGAAAUGUUGAACACCAGCCCCACCAGCCUCCACCGAGAUUGCAUCAACAAUUUGAAAGCUAUAAAGAACAAGUGAGGAAAAUAGGGGAGGAAGCGCGGCGCUACCAGGGAGAGCACAAGGACGAUGCUCCAACCUGCGGGAUUUGCCACAAGACCAAGUUCGCGGAUGGCUGUGGCCACCUGUGCUCCUACUGCCGCACCAAGUUCUGCGCGCGCUGUGGGGGCCGCGUGUCUCUGCGGUCCAACAACGAGGACAAAGUGGUUAUGUGGGUAUGCAAUUUGUGUCGAAAGCAACAGGAAAUCUUAACCAAGUCAGGGGCGUGGUUCUUCGGCAGCGGCCCUCAGCAGCCCAGUCAGGACGGAACGCUCAGCGACACGGCUACAGGGGCGGGUUCCGAGGCGCCUAGAGAGAAGAAAGCCCGGCUCCAAGAGCGCUCGAGGUCGCAGACCCCCCUGAGCAGCGCCGCGGCCUCCGCCCAGGACCAGGCUGCUCCUGGCGCACAGAUGGACAGGACCAAGGGCGCUGAGCCCGCCCCACAAGCCGGGGGCCCUGAGCAGAAGCAGGCAUCCUCCAGAUCUAGAAGCGAGCCUCCCAGGGACAGGAAGAAGACCCCAGGGCUGGCCGAGCAGAAUGGCAAAGGCGCCCCAAAGGGCGAGCGCAAACGCGCGCCCAGGACCUCGGCGCCUCCCGCAGAGGCGCCCGCGGAAGAACGGGAGCGGAAGGAAAGGCGGGAAAGCCGAAGGCUGGAGAAAGGCCGGUCCCAGGACUACUCCGUCGUGCCGGAGAAACGCGAGGAAGGCCCGGUGGCUGAAGCGGAGAAGCAGCGGAAGGAGGAGGAGUACCAGACCCGGUACCGCAGCGACCCGAACCUGGCGCGGUACCCUGUCCAGCCGCCGCCCGAGGAGCAGCAGAUGCGCAUGCACGCGCGGGUGUCCCGCGCCCGGCACGAGCGGCGCCACAGCGACGUGUCCCUGGCGCGCACCGAGGCGGCCGCGGGGCCCGAGGGCAGGCCCGGCCCGCGCGCGCCCCACGCCGCCCGCGGCUCGCCGCCCGCCUCGCCGCGCGCCUACUCGGCCGAGAGGACCGCGGAGGCCCGGGCGCCGGGCGCCCAGCCGCUCGCCGACCCCAGCCCGCCGGCGCCCCGGCCAGGCCCGGGCCCCGCGGAGGUCCCGGAGCCGCUCCGGAAGCAGAGCCGCCUGGACCCCGGCUCGGCCGUCCUGGUGCGCAAGGCCAAGCGCGAGAAGGUGGAGACCAUGCUGCGCAACGACUCGCUCAGCUCCGACCAGUCCGAGUCUGUGCGGCCGUCGCCGCCCAAGCCGCACCGCGCCAAGAGGGGCGGCAAGCGGCGCCAGAUGUCCGUGAGCAGCUCAGAAGAAGAGGGUGUGUCCACGCCGGAGUACACCAGCUGCGAGGACGUGGAGCUGGAGAGCGAGAGCGUCAGCGAGAAGGGUGACUUGGAUUAUUACUGGCUGGAUCCCGCCACAUGGCAUAGCCGGGAAACAUCACCUAUUAGCUCGCAUCCUGUAACAUGGCAGCCUUCUAAAGAAGGGGAUCGAUUAAUUGGACGUGUUAUUCUUAAUAAGAGAACAACCAUGCCCAAAGAAUCAGGUGCAUUACUGGGUCUGAAAGUUGUUGGAGGAAAAAUGACUGACUUAGGACGCCUCGGUGCCUUCAUCACCAAAGUAAAGAAGGGUAGCCUUGCAGAUGUGGUUGGACACUUGAGAGCAGGGGAUGAAGUUCUAGAAUGGAAUGGUAAACCCCUGCCGGGAGCUACAAAUGAAGAAGUUUACAACAUUAUUUUAGAAUCAAAAUCAGAACCUCAAGUUGAAAUUAUUGUUUCAAGGCCUAUUGGUGACAUUCCAAGGAUUCCUGAGAGCUCCCAUCCACCACUGGAGUCCAGUUCUAGUUCCUUUGAGUCUCAGAAGAUGGAAAGGCCUUCCAUUUCUGUAAUUUCUCCCACAAGCCCUGGAGCUCUCAAAGAUGCCCCACAAGUAUUACCAGGACAACUUUCUGUUAAGCUGUGGUAUGACAAGGUGGGCCACCAACUGAUUGUCAAUGUUCUGCAAGCCACAGACCUACCCCCUAGAGUAGAUGGGCGUCCCAGGAAUCCCUAUGUAAAAAUGUAUUUUCUUCCAGAUAGAAGUGAUAAAAGCAAGAGGAGAACGAAAACAGUGAAGAAAGUCCUCGAGCCAAAGUGGAAUCAGACUUUUGUCUAUUCGCACGUGCAUCGUAGAGACUUUAGAGAACGGAUGUUGGAAAUAACCGUGUGGGACCAGCCCAGGGUGCAGGAAGAGGAGAGUGAGUUCCUUGGAGAGAUCCUCAUAGAGUUGGAAACAGCGCUUCUAGACGACGAGCCACAUUGGUAUAAACUUCAGACUCAUGACGAAUCUUCACUACCUCUGCCUCAGCCAUCGCCCUUCAUGCCGCGGCGACACCCCCAUGGUGAAAGCGCCAGCAAGAAGCUGCAAAGGUCCCAGCGAAUCAGUGACAGUGACAUGUCAGACUAUGAGGUUGAUGAUGCGAUUGGAGUGGUCCCUCCAGUAGGUUAUAGGUCUAGCACUCGAGAAAGCAAACCUUCAACAUUAACCGUGCCAGAGCAGCAGAGAACAACUCAUCACCGCUCACGGUCGGUGUCUCCUCAUCGCGGCGAUGAUCAGGGGAGGCCACGGUCACGUUUACCAAAUGUGCCAUUACAGAGGAGUUUAGAUGAAAUUCAUCCAACAAGAAGAUCACGUUCUCCAACCAGACACCGUGAUGCCUCCCGAAGCCCAAUUGAUCAGAGAAUCAGAGAAGUGGACAGUCAGUGUUUAUCAGAACAAGACAGUGAGCUUCUCAUGCUUCCCAGAGCAAAACGAGGACGAAGUGCAGAAUGCCUACACACCACCAGACAUCUUGUUAGGCACUAUAAAACAUUACCGCCUAAGAUGCCCUUAUUAGAGACCUGUUCUCACUGGGAUAUUUACAGCUCAAUUCUGCCUGCACGUACCAAAACCAAAACCCUUCACCAUGAAUGCUUUCACUCGAGAGCACUGAGGUUUACUGAUGAGAUUCUGGUUGGUGACCUGCAGCCCUCCCUUGACAGGGCGAGGAGUGCUAGUACCAACUGCUUGAGACCAGACGCUAGUUUGCAUUCACCAGAACGAGAAAGGGGUAGAUGGUCCCCCUCCCUAGAUAGGAGACGACCUCCUAGCCCCAGGAUUCAAAUCCAGCAUGCGUCUCCGGAGAAUGACAGGCACUCCAGAAAGUCUGAAAGAUCUAGCCUCCAAAGCCAGACUAGGAAAGGCACUGCCUCUGAUGCAGAAAGGGUUCUCCCACCAUGUCUUUCUAGAAGGGGAUACGCAGCCGCGAGAGCGACUGAUCAGCCAGUCCUUAGGGGGAAACAUCCCGCUCGCUCCCGCUCGAGCGAGCACCCUAGUGUCAGAACACUGUCUAUGCACCACCUUGCCCCCGGAGGGUCCGCGCCACCUUCUCCGCUCCUGACAAGGACGCACCGCCAGGCGAGCCCCUCCCGGUCCCCGCCCACGGACGCCGCCUUCAGCAGCCGCCGGGGCAGGCAGCUCCCGCAGGUGCCCGUGCGGAGCGGCAGCAUAGAACAAGCAAGCUUAGUAGUGGAGGAGCGAACGAGACAGAUGAAAAUGAAAGUGCAUCGAUUUAAGCAGACAACAGGGUCUGGUUCUAGUCAAGAACUUGAUCGCGAGCAAUAUUCCAAGUAUAGCGCACACACAGAUCAGUACAGAAGCUGCGACAACGUCUCCGCCAGAUCCUCAGACAGCGACGUCAGCGACGCGUCUGCCGUGUCCCGAACCAGCAGUGCCUCCCGCCUCAGCAGCACCAGCUUCCUGUCCGAGCAGUCUGAGCGGCCUCGGGGCAGGAUCAGUUCAUUUACCCCUAAAAUGCAAGGCAGACGGAUGGGGACUUCCGGAAGAGCCAUCACCAAGAGCACAAGCAUGAGCGGAGAGAUGUACACACUGGAGCAUAAUGAUGGCAGCCAGUCGGACACAGCUGUGGGCACCGUUGGAGCAGGUGGGAAGAAGAGGAGGUCCAGCCUGAGCGCCAAAGUGGUUGCCAUAGUGUCUCGGAGGAGCAGAAGCACAUCCCAGCUGAGCCAAACAGAGUCAGGCCACAAGAAGUUGAAAAGCACCAUCCAGAGAAGCACCGAGACAGGAAUGGCAGCUGAGAUGAGGAAGAUGGUGAGGCAGCCAAGCCGGGAGUCCACGGACGGCAGCAUCAACAGCUACAGCUCCGAGGGAAAUUUAAUAUUUCCUGGAGUGAGACUAGGCGCAGAUAGUCAAUUCAGUGAUUUUCUUGAUGGAUUGGGACCAGCCCAGCUUGUCGGCCGCCAAACCCUUGCUACGCCUGCAAUGGGUGAUAUACAGAUAGGAAUGGAGGAUAAAAAGGGCCAGUUAGAAGUUGAAGUGAUUAGAGCACGAAGCCUCACGCAGAAACCCGGCUCCAAAUCCACACCUGCUCCUUAUGUCAAAGUGUAUCUUUUGGAGAAUGGGGCCUGCAUAGCCAAGAAGAAGACAAGAAUUGCACGAAAGACCCUGGACCCUUUGUACCAACAGUCCCUGGUUUUUGAUGAAAGUCCACAGGGUAAAGUCCUUCAGGUGAUUGUCUGGGGGGACUAUGGCAGAAUGGACCACAAAUGCUUCAUGGGGGUGGCUCAGAUCUUGUUGGAGGAACUCGAUCUUUCCAGCAUGGUCAUCGGCUGGUACAAGCUGUUCCCACCGUCAUCGCUGGUUGACCCCACGCUCACCCCUCUGACCCGCCGGGCUUCCCAGUCAUCUCUGGAAAGUUCCACUGGGCCCCCCUGCAUCCGGUCCUAAUGAACUCACACCAGUAAGACUCUACCUUCAGGAUAAUAAUCUGAACCAGAUAUUUCAUGAGCAUUGUUGGAGACAGACAAUCAACCUGUGUUUUGCCUGUAGUCGUUUUUCAAUAAUAUGUCCCAAUCGUUGUUUAAAACCUGGCUUCACAUGACAGAACAAGGCAGUCUAUCAAAUACAGGAAGAGUCAACGUGCUAGAGAAUCACUGAUGCUUCUAACAAAUGAGAGAAAGGAAACUGCAAAUUCACAAACACGCACACACAUGUACACAUCAAACUGAACAAACUGGAAACUGUCACUUUUGUGAAAAGCUAUAUUUUAUGUGUUUUUUGCACAAACCACAAGGAGUGUUAUUUCCCUGGUGUUUACGUUUUGUUUGCGCGUUGUUUGUUGAUUUCAGUUGAUUUCAGAUUUGUUUUAAUUUGGUUUUCACUGCAUUUGUUGUUUCUACUCAUUUUCAGCUGUGUCAUGACAGGGCUCGUGAUGUUUACAGAGACCCUUCCUUUCUUUUUCCAAAAGCACCAAAAAAAAAGGGCUGAAGCAGUCUCUGUAGCAUCUCUGCAGAGUGUGCACCAUAAGACAAAGUGAGGCCAAUGCAGGGCUUCACUGACUUUUGCUUUAUGAUUCUUCAAGUUCUUAUGUGUAGAAACCCAGAAAAUGAAAGUUAUCUUCCAAAAACAAAUAAUCACAGAAUCACUGUUUUGAAUGGAGCUCAUGUCUGUUUGUGUUCUAAAACAUUAAUUUAUGUUUUCCAUUGUUUUGCAUGGAGGACUUUUACAGAACUGAGUCUGCAGCGAAUGCUGGGAACUAACCUAAAUGCAUCGUUGUACCGUGGAAACACUCCUUGUAAUGCCUUUUCCUUCCUGACAUCCAAAAUAAAAGCAAGUAUAUGCUCAUGUGUACAAACCAUAUGUUUGACUUCCCAAAAUGGUGACUAGAAGUGUAGGCUUAGUACCCGUCCUGGCAAGAACAUGGUAUGGGCUAUUAAUAUUCCACUGGAAAUUUCAUUUGAAAUAUUCCACACUAAUGAUUUUUAUCAAAUUUUAGUUUACAUUUCUUUGAAAUUGAUGCAAGCACAACGCUUGUUUUUUUAAUGCAAAGUAUCUUACUUUGGGGUGGGGGAAAUAAAACAAAGUCCAGUUCAAUUUGCAUUUUCUUCAUCCGAGUUUUUCUUGGCCUUGAAUUCCCUUGUGACCUUCUGUAUCUGUGCUAACAACUGCAGACUCUGCAGGUGCAUCGAGACCUUCUCCCUCCUUUUAUGAGUCCCUCCGCUUUUGUGACUCCACAAAUAGAGCAGCAUGACUUGGAACUGUUCAAAGCUGCAUGCACGUUUUAUUAAAAAAAAAAAAGGAUAAAGAGAAAAAAAAAAGAAAGGAAAAAAGAAAAGAAACAAAAGGUUAUUUAAUAAUGUGUGUUAGUUCCACAUAGGCCAGCUUGUAUGUUGCAUGGACUUGUACAGUUUGCUUGUUAAUUACUCUGCUGAAAUAACCAAGAAAUUUAAGCCAUCCGUUUUUGUCAUAGACAUUUUGCAAAGUUUUAGCCAGACUCCAUCUGUGAGUCUGAGGUGAAAUGUCUAUAGAUGGACUUUAUUUUUUACCCUCUGGAAAAUGUGAUGUAGUAUGGACCAAAUUCCUUCUAAUAAAUAUUUUGGUGUAGAUUCCUCCUGUGGGGCUGUAACACAUGUAGACACUGUGUACACAUAGGUUUUAAUCCAUAGACAUACUGCCUGCACCAAGUGAAUUAUUUAUUAUUGACACACACCAGAAUGACCUGCCCAUUGUUCCCAGGGCACAGAUUGACCACGGGUCACCAUGCUGAGCAGGAAGGACUGAAGCAUUGGUGUACUUCUGCUAGAUACCGUUCUGUCUUAGUGGCCAACAAUCAACUGAUUCUAAUUGGGUAGUAUCUUUCUAUUUGACCACUUGUCUUAACACUUCCCUGUGCUUUUAAAUGAACUUCCAACUCAUGUAUGUAAACAUGUUUAAUAAAAUUUACUUUUCAUGUCAGUCUACAGCCAUCUGUGUUCUGUGUUGUGCCAGGUAUUCGUUGUGGGUUCCACUGGGCAAGAUGGGAGCUGGAUCGCGGGAAGGGAGGGGGGAUUUGUCAUCUGCUGGGGGCACUUGACUUGUCACUGCACAAAUGUGUGUCUUCAUCUCCAGCCCAAAGGGUACUUUGCAUCACAUACAAUUGUUUUACUCUGUCAGCCUGUCUGAAGUGAGCACAUGAGUUUACUUCUGAAAAGUGGCAUUACUGAAAACAAUAAAUCUCAGUAAGAAUCAAACAGAAGAUUGUUUUUCUGCUGCUCUUUAAGUGUGCUGUUGUCCAACUGCCAAAUCAUUUCAAGCGUGUGAUAUGUCAAAAUAUCAAUUCCUGCACCUGUUACCAAAGCAUCUGGUUCCUCUUUCCAUUGGUUCCUUCUGGACCCUUGACUGAUUCAUAGAAACUUGCUUUAGGGUUGGUCAACUUAAACCAAACAAUAUGUUAUAUCAUCUCCAACAGAAUCUUAGAGAAUAAAUAUAUCUUCAAUGAUAAUAGCUGAGUCUCCAAAAGUAGUAUGUUAAAUAAAAUUUGUUGGCUUUA
Molecule: messenger RNA, 7859 nt
Organism: Capra hircus (goat)
Lineage: Eukaryota; Metazoa; Chordata; Mammalia; Artiodactyla; Bovidae
Gene: RIMS1
Product: regulating synaptic membrane exocytosis 1
Exons: 34
Coding region: 242-5278 (1678 amino acids)
Biological process (GO): regulation of synaptic plasticity; calcium ion-regulated exocytosis of neurotransmitter; intracellular protein transport
Cellular component (GO): cytoskeleton of presynaptic active zone; presynaptic membrane
Molecular function (GO): small GTPase binding; transmembrane transporter binding
Source: RefSeq, a predicted model, not a curated record